AUGGUUGACCUCGACUUGCCGGAAACCCCAGUUCCAGUCUGGUUGGACUGUGAUCCCGGUCACGAUGACACCUUCGCCAUCCUCCUGGCCGCUUACCACCCAACGAUCAAGCUCCUGGGUCUCUCGACCGUGUUCGGAAACGCCCCCCUAGAAAAAACAACAGCCAACGCCUGCUCCAUCCUCACGGCAAUCGGCAAGCACAAUGAGAUCCCCGUCCACGUCGGCGCCGCCAAGCCCAUGUCCCGCCCGCCCAUGCAGGCCGCCACCGACAUCCACGGCGAGUCCGGCCUCGACGGCACCGACCUGCUCCCGCAGCCCCUGAAGCCCGCGGACCGCAGCACCCCGGCCGUCGACGCCAUGGCCGCCGCCCUCUCCGCGCAGGCCCCCGGCACCGCCUGGCUCGUCGCGACGGGGUCCCUGACCAACGUCGCCCAGCUCUUCGAGAAGUACCCGGACCUCGUGGCCCACAUCAAGGGCCUCAGCAUCAUGGGCGGCGCCAUCGGCGACGGCUUCACGGACAUCGUCUUGGGGAAGGUCGACGGCGUCGCGCGCGUGGGGAACUGGACGCCCUGGGCCGAGUUCAACAUCAUCAUCGACCCCGAGGCCGCCGCCAGCGUCUUCCACAACAAGGCGCUCGCGGCCAAGACGACCCUCGUGCCGCUCGACCUGUCGCAUCAGGUUCUCGCCACCGAGGAGGUGAGGGAGUUGUUGUUGUACGGCAAGGAAGGGGGUGAGAAGACGGGGAGGGGCAAGACCACGUUGCGGCAGAUGCUGGUGGAGCUCCUCAUGUUCUUCGCCAAGACGUAUAGCGACGUCUUCGGCAUCACCGCCGGACCGCCCCUCCACGACCCCCUCGCCGUGGCCGCCGUGCUCACGGGCACCAAGCACGAGAUCCCCUUCCACGACUUCGACACCAAGAAGGGCAACUGCGUAAAGUACCACGAGCGCUUCGACCUGACCGUCAUCACGGAGGGUUCGCUCGAGGAUGCCAAGGAGGGCAAGGCGCAGCUUGGCAGGACCGUCGCGAAGUUGCUGGAGCCCGGUAGCGAGGGCGUGAGGAUACCCCGCGGCCUCGACAUUCCCAUGUUCUGGAAGGUCAUUGAGGAGUGUACGGAGAGGGCGGACCGUGUUAAUGCUGGUGAGGUGACGGGGCUGAAGGAGAACGGGACGCUGCAGAACUAA
Messenger RNA from Colletotrichum karsti, 1182 nucleotides. RefSeq names its product inosine-uridine preferring nucleoside hydrolase. The transcript has 4 exons. The record is from RefSeq and is a predicted model, not a curated record. Bases 1 to 1182 code for a protein of 393 amino acids. Gene Ontology annotation, biological process: purine nucleoside catabolic process. Gene Ontology annotation, cellular component: cytosol. NCBI's taxonomy places the organism in Eukaryota, Fungi, Ascomycota, Sordariomycetes, Glomerellales, Glomerellaceae. Gene Ontology annotation, molecular function: purine nucleosidase activity.